AUGUCGGUGACUAGAGCUGAUCUCUGCAUUCUUCCAGGCGAUUUUGCCUACUACGAUACAGAUGACCGAGUUCACUUCGUGGAACGAAUCAAAGGAAUGAUCAAGUGCAUAGACCAACAGGUAGUGCCUACAGAACUCGAAGUGCUGCUCGCCAAACAUGGCGGUAUCGCCGAGGUGGCUGUGCUGGGUGUGCCACACCAGGUCUACGGAGAAGCACCGGCCGCCAUCGUCGUGCCCAAGAAGGAGAUCGAGAACGUUGGUGGAGCAAUGGAAAGAGAAAUCAAGGAUAUCAUUGCAGGAACCUGUGCUGAGCACAAGCAUCUCUACGGAUGCGUCUUCUUCGUGGAAGCUCUUCCGAAAACGGAGAACGGAAAGGUUCAGAGGAAAACACUUUUCGAUACUUGGGCUAAGUGUACCCGGCUGCCUCUAUAA
Molecule: messenger RNA, 432 nt
Organism: Ixodes scapularis (black-legged tick)
Lineage: Eukaryota; Metazoa; Arthropoda; Arachnida; Ixodida; Ixodidae
Product: acyl-CoA ligase lcsD-like
Exons: 2
Coding region: 1-432 (143 amino acids)
Molecular function (GO): CoA-ligase activity
Source: RefSeq, a predicted model, not a curated record